GUCUGUUGCUGCCUGUUCGCUGUGGCCAUUUCCUGUCCAACCUUCGGAGCAACAGGGGUUCUGGUCGACAAUGGCUGAGGAGCGAGAGAAAGACUUGCAGAAAUUUCUUAAAGAUGUGGAUGAAAUCACCAGUUUAAUUCAGGGGAUGAAUUCUGAUGACCCAGACGUUCAACAGAAAGCCGUCCUGGAGACAGAAAGGAGACUGCUGCGUACUGAGAACGGCCAAGGCGAGGACGUGUGCAGGACCACCUUGAACAAGACCGUGAUCAGCCCUCCGCACCCUGCUACACAGAAUGCAGAUGAUCUAAACUCAGAGGCCUUCUUGGUGUCUCUAGAGAAGGACGCCAAGGAACGUGCCAAGAAGAGACAGGAAAACAGAGUCAUCGCCGAGGCCCUAAAGGAAAAGGGGAACGAAGCAUUCGCCGAAGGUGACUACGAGACGGCUGUCCUGCACUACAGCGAGGGUUUGAAGAAGCUGAAAGACAUGAAAGUCCUGUACACCAACAGAGCCCAGGCUUACAUAAAGCUCGGGGACUACCAGAAGGCACUGGUGGAUUGCGACUGGGCUCUAAAGUGUGAUGAGAACUGCACAAAAGCAUAUUUCCAUAUGGGGAAAGCCCACCUGGCGCUGAAGAACUACGGUCAGUCCAGAGAAUGUUAUCAGAAGAUCUUAGAAAUAGACCCCAAGCUGCAGCCACAGGUGAAAGAUUGCCUGCACCACGUGGGUCUUCAGGAGAAAGCUGAACUUCAAGAGAAGGAGGCCCAUGAAUCGCUGGCUUCGGGAAACAACACAGCCGUGACCACCAGGAAUCUCCUGGAGACCCUUUCCAAGCCUGACCAGAUUCCUUUGUUCUAUGCCGGGGGGAUUGAGAUCCUGACGGAAAUGAUGGCCGAGGGCACAGAGCGAACUUUAUUCAGAACACACAGUGGAUUCAGUAUCAUUGGUGACAAUGAGGUCAUAAGAAGAUGCUUCUCCUCUGCAGGGAAGGACGCAGUCGAAGAGACCGUGUGCCUGUCUGUUCUCAGGCUCUGGCAGGCUGUGUGCAGGGAGAAUGAAGAAAACCAGCGCCUGCUGUUGACGUGCCCCGGCCUGGGGGGGCUGCUGCCCUGUCUCUUGGCCUCCGGAGUUGUGACCCUCCGGCAGCAGAGCCUGGCCUUGCUGCUACAGCUCGCCCAGACGGAGACCGGCCGGAGCCUGAUCCUCAGCCACCUUGACCUGACCCGAUUGCUGACAGCCCUGCUGUCCUUCCUUGACUUCUCGGACAAGAAGGCGAACACUGCCAUGGGGCUGCUGACGGACUUGGCUCUGGAGAGAAGAUUCCAAGUCUGGUUCCAGGCCAGCCUUCCAGGUGUUCUCCCUGCACUUACAGGCGUGCUGAAGCGCGACCUCAAGACCACCAACCCCUCAGCUCUCUGCCAGUGUGUCGCCAUCGUGGGAAACCUCAGCGCUGACGCUGCCACCAGAAGACAGCUGGCCGGCUGUGAAGAGUUCGGGGACGCCUGCUUAGGCUUCAUGGCCAAAUGUGAGGAGGAUGCGGACGUGUUCAGAGACGUCAUGUACACGUUCCUGGGUCUCCUGAUGAACCUGUGUGUGCACGCCCCCUUUGUCUCUGAGGCGUGGGCCAUGGAGGUGACCAGGAGGUGCGUGGUUCUGCUGGACAGCCAGGACGGAGGAAUCCUAACAAGAGCGGCUGGCGUUCUGAGCCGGACCCUUCCCACCUCGCUGAAGAUAGUGCAGGAGGCGCUGCAGGCAGGGGUGGUGAGGAAGAUGAUCAAAUUCCUGAAGGCCGGAGGCCAGACAGCACCCCGUUACGCCAUUAAGACCCUGGCCGUCUGCACCAACAGUUGUCACGAGGCUCGGGAGGAAGUGGUCCGGCUGGAUAAAAAGUUUCAUGUUUUGAUGAAGUUGCUCAGCUCCGGGGACGAGAUACUGGUGGGAAACGCCGCCCUCUGCCUUGGCAACUGCAUGGAGGUGCCCAAUGCAGCGGCCGCCCUGCUGAAGACGGAGGUGGUGAAGGUCCUGUUAGCACACGCGGGCGGGGACGCCCAGGAGACGGCUGUGCAGCUGAACGCCGGGAUUGCGCUGGGGAAGCUGUGCACGGCCGACCCGAGGUAUGCUGCCCAGCUGAGGGGCCUACAUGGACUGGAGAUUCUCAGCUCCACAGUGAAGCACAUCAAAGACCCCUGAGCACAUCAAAGGCCCCUGUGUGCAUGGGUGCCAAUAAAUCAUUCUGUGCUGCGUG
This is a messenger RNA of Echinops telfairi (small Madagascar hedgehog), 2243 nucleotides long. It is a transcript of the gene TTC12, whose product is annotated as tetratricopeptide repeat domain 12. The transcript is spliced from 22 exons. Gene Ontology annotation, molecular function: protein binding. The record is from RefSeq and is a predicted model, not a curated record. The coding region runs from base 71 to 2188 and encodes 705 amino acids. NCBI's taxonomy places the organism in Eukaryota, Metazoa, Chordata, Mammalia, Afrosoricida, Tenrecidae.